AUGAAGGACUUACGACCUGAAGAUUAUCGUGUCAUAUGGAUUGCACCAUUAGAAAUCGAGGCAAAAGCCGCUUUGAGUAUGCUAGAUCAUUGGCAUGACGGUAAAUUUCGAAUGGCUCCCGGCGACGAUUACGUAUUCCAAGCCGGUGAUAUGUGCGGACAUAAUGUUGUAAUUGCAACUUUUCCGACUGGUCAGGAAUAUGGGACGGGAUCAGCCGCUGCCCUCGCCAGUCAGGCAAAGAAGUUUUUCCCUAACCUCUGGUUUGGUCUCCUAGUAGGGGUAGCAGCUGGUAUUCCUGAUCUUAAAAAGAACCCACAACAAGACAUUAGAUUAGGUGAUGUUCUUGUCAGCAUCCCAGAUAUGGACCGCCCGGGAGCUGUGGCAUACGACCUAGGUAGAGACAAAGGAGAUGAUUUCCUUGAACUUCUACGACAGGGUCAUAUUCUUUCUCAGACUGCGCCAGUUGUGAGGGCAGCUAUUGGCAGCAUCAAACUUCGUUCACCGAAUGAAGCCAAGUUAUUUCUUCCGUUUUACGAAAAUAUGGAGAACAAAGAGAAUUUUAUUGAUCCUGGGCAAGAUCGCGACAAUUUCUAUGAAGUAGGACCUAACGGUAUCGAGUAUAUAGUAGAAAGACCAAAGCGACCUGCUGCACAGCGCACUAGAGUGUGGUAUGGUCCAAUAGGGGCAGGCGAGAAACUCAUGAGGGAUGCCUCGAAGAGAGAUAUGUUGAGAGAUAAAUAUGGCAUUAUUGGCCUAGAGAUGGAAGCAGCAGGUGUUAUGAAUCGAAUUGAUGUCGGCAUCAUCAGGAGCACAUGCGACUACGCAGAUAAACACAAGAACAAGGACUGGCAGCCAUAUGCUGCGGCUAUGGCAGCGGCAUACGCCAAAGCAAUCCUGGAUCAACUCUCACCAGGACACGGUAAGCCCACCUAA
This is a messenger RNA of Daldinia childiae, 933 nucleotides long. Its product is annotated as putative nacht and wd domain protein. The transcript has 3 exons. NCBI's taxonomy places the organism in Eukaryota, Fungi, Ascomycota, Sordariomycetes, Xylariales, Hypoxylaceae. The record is from RefSeq and is a predicted model, not a curated record. The coding region runs from base 1 to 933 and encodes 310 amino acids. Gene Ontology annotation, molecular function: catalytic activity. Gene Ontology annotation, biological process: nucleoside metabolic process.